AUCACUCACUGCUCACCACUUUUCGUCAUCCCCCCCUCCAAUCUCGCCUCCUCCGGCCCUGGAAUUCGUUUCUACAAAGAAAGAAAAAAAAUCGCCGGAUAGCCAGAUCUCCGCUUUCUCUCGCCCCCCACUCUCAACCCUACUCUUCCUCCCUACCCACCCCCCAAAACGACCGAUUUACAAACCCCGAGUACCAUACACCCCGACUACUUCCUCUGUCAUUACUCCUUCCUUUGCAACCCAUUGUUCGCGACCACCAUUUGCCCGCCAUGAGUUGGAAAGGGUUUCAGCGGAGUGUCGUUCGGGCGCCGCAAUCGAUUAAACAGAAAUUCAAUAUGGGUGAAGUUACGAAAGAUGCGAUCUACCUAGAUGCAGAGAGACAAUUCGAUGAGCUAGAAAAGGAAACGAAGAAGCUCCAUGAUGAAUCGAAAAAGUAUUUUGAUGCUAUUAAUGGCAUGCUGGAUCACCAAAUCGAAUUCUCAAAGUCCAUUGCUGAAAUAUACAAACCGAUCUCUGGCCGAGUGUCGGAUCCGGAUUCGAUCAAGAUUGAGGGAAACCCUGAGGGUAUCCGGGCUUGCGAGGAGUAUGAAGCUAUCGUCAACGACCUCAAGGUUACCCUGCAACCAGAGCUCGAAAUGAUCGAGACACGAAUAAUUCGACCGGCUGAUGAGCUCAUGGAGAUUAUCAAGGUUAUUCGAAAGACGGCUUUGAAGCGCGACCACAAGCAACUAGAUUACGACCGCCACCGGGCGAGUCUCAAGAAGCUUCAGGAUAAGAAGGAUAAAACGCUCAAGGAUGAGAAGGCAAUGUACAAGAUGGAGGGGGAUGUGGAGCUAGCAACGCAGGAGUUCGACUACUACAAUGAGCUUCUUAAGACGGAGCUUCCAAAGCUCUUCAUGCUCGAAAGAGAGUUUAUUCAGCCUCUGUUCCAGAGUUUCUACUACAUGCAAUUGAACGUGUUCUACACUCUUCACGAGAGGAUGCAAGGAAUCAACAUUGGUUAUUUUGACCUCACUCUCGAUGUUGAGGCAGCUUUUGAGAAGAAACGCGACGGUGUCCAAGAGCGAGCAGAAGCCCUUGCCAUAGUCCGUUUCAAGACAACCGGUCAGCGCGCUUCGAAACCGAACCCCAAGUUCCAGAAAUUUGGCAAAUCAGAUACAGCUUCGGUGACGUCACGACGGACAACAUCCCUGGACAUGUCACGUACUGCUGACGACGCUACAGGAACCCCACCACCGCCCUAUACAUCAACUGGUAUCCCCGCAUCAACCGAGGAAAAAGACUUUUUACGCCCUGCUGCCGCUACCGGUGUCGCGAGAAGCAACUCUACCGGGACAAACUACUCAGUAGUAGGCAAGAAGGCUCCUCCCCCACCCAGACCGAAGCCAAAGAACUUGAGCGUUGAACCCGAGAAGGCGCCGGCUCUGUACGACUAUGAGGCACAAGCAGAUGGGGAUCUGAGCUUCAACACCGGGGACGUCAUUGAAAUCGUGCAGAGGACCAGUAACGAGAAUGAAUGGUGGACCGGAAAGCUGCAUGGCAGAACAGGACAGUUUCCGGGAAAUUAUGUCAAGUUGAAAUAAUUACCUGUCUAUCCUUUGUCUUGUGAUGUAUUGGUGAAGGUUCCCCCCCUUUUUUUUUCUAGAAAUGGUUGCGGUUUCUUUCUUCCUCUUCCUCCUCUUUUCUUACUCUCUUCUUUUUUUAACCUUAUAUUGUAAAAAUGAGCCUCAAGAAUUUUUUUUCCCUCCUCCAUUUAUAUUUGAUCGUUGAGGGUGUGUUUUUGGUAUAUCGCAUCGUAUGGGGGAGGGGUUGGUUAUGCCUUUUUUGACUACUACUCUACUUUUCCUUUCUUUCCUUUUUCUAUCCUUUAUUAACUCUUAUAGUUUAGAGGGGCGAUUCUUUUAUAUGUAUGUAUUAUGGAGGCGAGAGGUCAGAGGGGUCUGAAGUAGUUUACAUAGUGGAAUGGAAUGGAGUUUUACAAGUA
Messenger RNA from Tuber melanosporum (Perigord truffle), 1984 nucleotides. RefSeq lists its product as uncharacterized. NCBI's taxonomy places the organism in Eukaryota, Fungi, Ascomycota, Pezizomycetes, Pezizales, Tuberaceae. The coding region runs from base 270 to 1583 and encodes 437 amino acids. The transcript has 6 exons. Gene Ontology annotation, biological process: actin cortical patch localization; plasma membrane tubulation; endocytosis. The record is from RefSeq and is a predicted model, not a curated record. Gene Ontology annotation, cellular component: Rvs161p-Rvs167p complex; medial cortex; mating projection tip. Gene Ontology annotation, molecular function: lipid binding; protein binding.